CUUCAAGAGAGGAUCAGCAUUUCAGCUGCCUGUGAGACGCUGGACAUUGCUUCUGAAAGAAACUACAUAAUAACUGACAAUGGGUCUCUGCACUGAGAAGAAAAAUGCUCACUCUGCCUGGUGUUUGAACUCUUGGAUAUGUCUCCCUAUUCUGAUAUUAAUAUCAGGGACAGGAACACACGCUUGGUCUUACCAUUACUCAGAGCAGCCUAUGAACUGGAACGAAGCUCGGAGAUGGUGUACAGAACACUACACAGACAUGGUAGCCAUUCAGAACCAAGAAGAGAUUGCUCACCUCAACAACAUUUUGCCAAAGAGUCCCUGCUACUAUUGGAUUGGGAUCCGCAAAAUAAACAAAGUUUGGACUUGGGUUGGAACCAACAAGACGCUGACUGAUGAAGCGGUAAACUGGGCUGCCGGAGAGCCGAAUAAUGGGAAGAACAAUGAAGACUGCGUGGAGAUAUAUAUCAAGAGGGCACAAGAUGCAGGAAAAUGGAAUGAUGAAUCUUGUUUAAAGCGUAAAACAGCUUUAUGCUUCACAGCCUCCUGUAAGAUGGACUCCUGCAGUGGCAAUGGGGAAUGUAUUGAAAUGAUCAACCACCACAGAUGUCAAUGCUUCGAUGGCUUCUACGGAGACAAAUGUGAAAAUGUUGUACAUUGCGAGGAGGUGAGUGAGCCUGCCCAUGGCUCAGUGAGCUGCUCACAUCGCUUUGGGAAUUUCUCUUAUGGGUCACAAUGCAGCUUCCACUGCAACCAUGGCUAUGAGGUGGUUGGAUCAGACUCAGUCCAGUGUACUGCCACAAAGGAGUGGUCAGCUCCCCCACCACUGUGUGAAGCGGUGAAGUGCGCUGAGCUGGUGUCCCCAUCACACGGCACUAUGGACUGCAUCGAGCCACUUGGCCCCUUCAGCUACCAGGCUGAGUGCUCCUUCAGCUGUGAGGAGGGGUACCAGCUAACCGCAGACAGCAAGCUUCAGUGUGGGUCCCAGGGCCAGUGGAGUGACCAGCAGCCCCAAUGUGAAGCUGUUCAGUGUCCCCCCCUGCAAGCUCCUCAGGACUCCACCAUGAGCUGCUCAUACCUGGACAUGCCUUUUAGUUUCAGCUCCACCUGCAAUUUCAGCUGCGCAGAUGGCUUUGAGUUGCAGGGUGCUGCCAGUGUGAGCUGCACAGCGUCUGCGCAGUGGAGUGAGGAGAUGCCGCGAUGCAAAGCUGUCAGGUGCCAAAGGCCGGACGAGAGGCCACGAGCAGUCAUGGAGUGCAGCCACCCUGCAGAAGACCUCGGGCCAGACUCAACAUGUGGCUUCCGCUGCCAUCCUGGCUUUGCUCUGCAGGGUGUGGAGACACUCACAUGUGGAAGGAGUGGACAGUGGGACAGUGCCCCCCCCACCUGUGCAGCGGUGAAGUGUGCUGAGCUGGUGUCCCCAUCACACGGCACUAUGGACUGCAUCGAGCCACUUGGCCCCUUCAGCUACCAGGCUGAGUGCUCCUUCAGCUGUGAGGAGGGGUACCAGCUAACCGCAGACAGCAAGCUUCAGUGUGGAUCCCAGGGCCAGUGGAGUGACCAGCAGCCCCAAUGUGAAGCUGUUCAGUGUCCCCCCCUGCAAGCUCCUCAGGACUCCACCAUGAGCUGCUCAUACCUGGACAUGCCUUUUAGUUUCAGCUCCACCUGCAAUUUCAGCUGCGCAGAUGGCUUUGAGUUGCAGGGUGCUGCCAGUGUGAGCUGCACAGCGUCUGCGCAGUGGAGUGAGGAGAUGCCGCGAUGCAAAGCUGUCAGGUGCCAAAGGCCGGACGAGAGGCCACGAGUAGUCAUGGAGUGCAGCCACCCUGCAGAAGACCUCGGGCCAGACUCAACAUGUGGCUUCCGCUGCCAUCCUGGCUUUGCUCUGCAGGGUGUGGAGACACUCACAUGUGGAAGGAGUGGACAGUGGGACAGUGCCCCCCCCACCUGUGCAGCGGUGAAGUGUGCUGAGCUGGUGUCCCCAUCACACGGCACUAUGGACUGCAUCGAGCCACUUGGCCCCUUCAGCUACCAGGCUGAGUGCUCCUUCAGCUGUGAGGAGGGGUACCAGCUAACCGCAGACAGCAAGCUUCAGUGUGGAUCCCAGGGCCAGUGGAGUGACCAGCAGCCCCAAUGUGAAGCUGUUCAGUGUCCCCCCCUGCAAGCUCCUCAGGACUCCACCAUGAGCUGCUCAUACCUGGACAUGCCUUUUAGUUUCAGCUCCACCUGCAAUUUCAGCUGCGCAGAUGGCUUUGAGUUGCAGGGUGCUGCCAGUGUGAGCUGCACAGCGUCUGCGCAGUGGAGUGAGGAGAUGCCGCGAUGCAAAGCUACAGACACACCGCUGUUGAACGCAAUAAUGCUGACAGCAGGGUGUGCUGCUGGGCUCAGCAGCCUGAUGUUGGCGUCAUGGCUUUUAAAGCGCUUGCGGCAGAAAGCUAAAAAGUUCGAUCUCAGUAGUUCCAGUUCCACCGCUGAUGACUUUGAAGAGGACCCCCCUCAGAGAUACAAGAACAGUAUUGACAGUCUCAUUUAGAAUUUUUCUGAAAACAGGAAUAUUGAUCACGGAGAGCAACAAAUCUCAGUAUUUGAGCAGGACUGGGGCAAGUGACCCUACAUCCAGAAACACCCUAUGUGAAGAAUAGUUGAUCUAUAUGCUGGAACAUGGAGUUCAUUGUCUCAGAUGUGAAAACACAGAUGAAGCCCAGAUGUCUUGUGCCUG
Molecule: messenger RNA, 2716 nt
Organism: Scleropages formosus (Asian bonytongue)
Lineage: Eukaryota; Metazoa; Chordata; Actinopteri; Osteoglossiformes; Osteoglossidae
Gene: sele
Product: selectin E
Exons: 17
Coding region: 80-2530 (816 amino acids)
Biological process (GO): cell adhesion
Cellular component (GO): membrane
Source: RefSeq, a predicted model, not a curated record